GUGGCUGGUGAGAAAAUAGAGAGAUUUGUUUGUUGAAUCAAUGUCGGGCUCCAAAACUCCAACUUCUUCUAGCAAGCGACAUGUGAUCAACCAGAAGGAUAUAUAUACGGCACAAUGCAAUCUUUGCAAGAAAUUUAGAUUGAUUGAUACACAGGAGGAGUUUGAGGAGAUCACUCAUAAAAUCAAACAAGAGCCUUUUGAUUGUAGCAAAAAGGCUAAUCUUAGCUGCGACGAUCCUGCUGAUAUCGAAUAUGAUUCUUCUCAGACAUGGGUCAAAUACAAGCCUAACAAUCCAAAGACUCCAGAAGGUUUCAAGAGGACCUUGGAGCUUAGAAAUGAUUAUUCAAAAUUGGAUUCUUACUACAUCACACCUACAGGUGAAAAACUGAGAUCCCAUAGUGAGAUAGCAGCAUAUCUUGAAGAUCAUCCACAACCAAGUGGUGUAUCUGCUUCAGAUUUUGAUUUUUCAUCCCCAAAGGUUAUGCAAGAGACCAUCCUAGAAUUUAUUGAGCAACAGUAGGAUUUUGCUAACAAAAAAGCUUAGAAAGCUAAAGAUGAAGUUUGAGAAAUGUCAUCAUAAGGUUGUUGCAUGUUGUUGUUGUUGAUGA
This is a messenger RNA of Medicago truncatula (barrel medic), 608 nucleotides long. RefSeq names its product methyl-CpG-binding domain-containing protein 4. The coding region runs from base 41 to 520 and encodes 159 amino acids. Gene Ontology annotation, molecular function: zinc ion binding; DNA binding. The record is from RefSeq and is a predicted model, not a curated record. The transcript is spliced from 2 exons. Lineage: Eukaryota; Viridiplantae; Streptophyta; Magnoliopsida; Fabales; Fabaceae.